GUAACUAUGGAUAGAAUUAUCAAAGGAAUCAUGAAAUAUAGAAAAUGCCACAGAGAAGGAAUGGUGAAACAAUUUGAAAAAGUCCGAGAUCAUCCUGAGCCAAAGGCAGUAUUCUUUACCUGCAUGGACUCCCGGAUGAUCCCAACUAGAUUUACGGAAACGAACGUUGGGGACAUGUUUGUUGUUAGAAAUGCUGGUAACGUUGUUCCUCACUCUCAGCAUUUUGUCGACGAACUGACAAUGUGCGAGCCGGCGGCCUUAGAACUCGGCUGCGUGGUAAAUAGCAUAAAGCAUGUUAUAGUUUGUGGACAUAGCGACUGCAAAGCUAUGAAUUUGCUGUACGCUUUACGGGACGAGGAAUUUGCGUCGAAGGUGAAUAGAAGGAUAUCACCGUUAAGAGCAUGGUUGUGUGCUCACGCUAGCAGCAGUUUAGCGAAGUUUCAACAGCUCGAAAUUACUGGCUUCCACCAGCCAAUACUUUUUCAAGCUGAGACACCGUUACGGAAGUUCGUAGCCUACAUCGAUCCCGAAAACAAAUUCUCUAUAGAGGACAAAUUGUCUCAAGUAAAUACUUUACAACAAUUGCAAAAUGUAGCGUCCUAUGGAUUUUUGAAGAAACGUCUGGAGAGGCAUGAUUUGCACAUUCACGCCCUCUGGUUCGACAUCUACACCGGUGAUAUUUACUAUUUUAGCAGGGGAAACAAGAGAUUCGUCGAGAUAAGCGAAUUAACAGAGACGCCAUUGCUCGCCGAAAUAAAGAAAUAUUAUUCCUGA
Messenger RNA from Dufourea novaeangliae, 774 nucleotides. It is a transcript of the gene CAHbeta, whose product is annotated as beta carbonic anhydrase 1. Bases 7 to 774 code for a protein of 255 amino acids. Gene Ontology annotation, molecular function: zinc ion binding; carbonate dehydratase activity. The record is from RefSeq and is a predicted model, not a curated record. Lineage: Eukaryota; Metazoa; Arthropoda; Insecta; Hymenoptera; Halictidae. The transcript has 5 exons.